UUACAUGCAAAAAGGGGCGGGGUUUCACGAAGAACUUAACUGGCCUAACUAAGUUCACUUCACCGCUUUAACACUGUAACGUAGUUUUAAAAAAAAGCCUUCGUAUAAGUGGAUUAAUGCCGAUCCUGAAGAAACAUCUGGAAACUGAGCCACUUGUAAAAGUAGUGGAUAAAAUGGCUCAAAAAAAUGGCCUCCGCCGCACCAUCUACAGUAUAAACGGAGACCAGUACACCGGAGAGUGGAAGGAUAACCUGAGACACGGUAAAGGAACUCAAGUGUGGAAGAAAACUGGAGCUGUGUAUGAAGGUGAAUGGAAACAGAAUGGACGUGACGGCUUUGGGAUUCUCAGCAAACUGCAGCCAUCAACUAAUGACCAUGUGAAAGUUUAUUCAGGCACAUGGAGAAAUGAUAAGAAAGAGGGGUUUGGGACACGUUUCUUCAGCUCGUCAUCAAGAUAUGAGGGGGAGUGGGUGGAGAAUAAGAGGAGCGGAUGGGGAAGGAUGACUUAUGAAAAUGGAGAUGUGUAUGAAGGAGAGUGGCUGAAGGAUAAACCCCACGGUCAGGGCGUGCUGUGGCUCGUGAAUGAGAACAGGUAUGAGGGCAGCUGGAAGGACGGGAAGAAACACGGACAAGGACGCUUCUUCUACACCAACAGAGGUCAGCUAUACGAGGGCUUCUGGGUAGACGACGUGCCAAGGUGCGGGACAGUGUGCGAUUACGACGGGACGCAUACACACACACCACCGCUGUACCCCAUCCCCCCGGUGAUGCUGCAGGAUGUUCAGUCAGUGCUAAUGGAGGGACGCGACCGUUUCUGUGCCAGCAAAGAGGACUAAGAAAAUCAACUGGUGAAUCCUGCAGUCUGCGCAUGAUAUCAUAUACGAUAUAUGAUACCCAAGACAUUUUUAAUGUUUAACCCAGACCUGUGUACACGUGAUUCUUUUGCAAUGUGCAGUGACUAUAUACUCAAAUCUAAACUAUUCAGCAAUAUAAAAUAAGUGCUCAGUGAUG
Molecule: messenger RNA, 1011 nt
Organism: Hemibagrus wyckioides
Lineage: Eukaryota; Metazoa; Chordata; Actinopteri; Siluriformes; Bagridae
Gene: morn3
Product: MORN repeat containing 3
Exons: 5
Coding region: 117-836 (239 amino acids)
Source: RefSeq, a predicted model, not a curated record